UAUAUUUAAAGUUAUAGAGUGUCUUUUGGAGAUGCUCUUAGUGACUCUUCCUUUUCUCUUAUUUUCAUUUUUAUUUUUAUUUUUAUUUUUGCAGAAUUUACUCAGAUAUUUUUAUCGGCACGACUCUAAAUUGGAUAUAUCCUUAUUUCAGAAACUGGUAUUGUUUUACACUCUUGUUAUUACUGGGGCAUUACUCUGAACGACUGAAUCUAAAUGCUAUAGAAUACGUGAUAAUCAAAAGAAGUAUUUUUUCACAGACAUUAAUACAAAUAUUUUUAAAAACCAUUACACAAAUUCAUGAUAUGUCAAAACAAGAAAAAGUAGAUUCAUGAAUUUAAAUAGAGAUAUAAGCACCAAAUCGAAAACUUAUUACACAUAUUUUUAAACACUAUUACACAGAUGACAAAUUCAUCAUACAUAAAAACAAGAAAAAAUAGAAUUCAUGUAUUUAAGUAGAUGUAUAUCUGAAACAGCUUGCACAUAUUUAUGCUAAUGCAAAUUUUUACUUCACAAACAGAAUAAUAUAAUCAACAAACCGGAUGCAAAUAAAAUUAAAAGACAAUAUUAUCAUAUAAGCCGCUCCAUAAUUAUACACCUAAUACGUAAUGUUGUUCACUGUAUAAAUGUUAACUAUUACAUAAGAUUUGUUUCGUUAUUUUCUGUCAAUAGCUUAUUCUACAGAAAGUUCCAAAAUCUCUAUAUAAACAAACAUUAGCAACAUAAGUUAACAACAUCUACGAUUAACAAACAAUUAAGUAACCUCCAAUUUUAUAAUCAUCUCUUCAAACCACAAAAUGGAAAGCAAAAGAAUGACCAUAAUGUUCAUUACCAUGAUGAUAGUCAUUGGGAACUUUGUUGUUCAGACAGAAGCUCAAGCUCAAACUAAUCCUUUUAGAAGUUGUUUUCCAGGUUGUAUAGUGAGUUGUGCCAUCGAGAAGAAGUUUCCCACUGGUUUGAUGUGCCCAUUCACUUGUCUCAUGACUUGUCUUCUUCCUCCAACAUCAAAUAUUACUACUCCUCCUUCACAAAUGAUUUUGGCAAACAAAAAAAUUGACCAUAACGAUUAUUUCUGUAAACUUGGUUGUGCUAGUCAUCAUUGUCUUGUUCUUUCUUCUCUUCAAAAUCCCAAUGUAGACAAAGUUGUGGACUGUGUGGAUUCAUGCUCAGACAAGUGCUCCAACAAGAGCUAA
This is a messenger RNA of Brassica napus (rape), 1190 nucleotides long. Its product is annotated as thionin-like protein 2. Bases 795 to 1190 code for a protein of 131 amino acids. NCBI's taxonomy places the organism in Eukaryota, Viridiplantae, Streptophyta, Magnoliopsida, Brassicales, Brassicaceae. The transcript has 2 exons. The record is from RefSeq and is a predicted model, not a curated record.